Messenger RNA from Strongylus vulgaris, 228 nucleotides. Lineage: Eukaryota; Metazoa; Nematoda; Chromadorea; Rhabditida; Strongylidae. The record is from the annotation of a GenBank genome assembly.
AUGGCGGCGCGCCAAGCGGAACGGAUAACCGCGACGUCAGCGAAAGUAGAUGUUCUCGCCGUCGAUUCAAUUGCACCAGUUGCUCUUCCAACCGAAUAUUUUCAGAUUUUAGUUGGUGGAGGCAAGUCAACAGCUGAGCCACAUCGAACUGAGCUUGUGAGAUUAGGAAUUGCGAUCCCUGCUCCCAUUGUCGUUCCAGCAGCUGUUCCAUUGAAGAUGGUAGCGUAG